Molecule: messenger RNA, 381 nt
Organism: Orycteropus afer afer
Lineage: Eukaryota; Metazoa; Chordata; Mammalia; Tubulidentata; Orycteropodidae
Gene: INSL3
Product: insulin like 3
Exons: 2
Coding region: 1-381 (126 amino acids)
Biological process (GO): adenylate cyclase-inhibiting G protein-coupled receptor signaling pathway
Cellular component (GO): extracellular region
Molecular function (GO): hormone activity; G protein-coupled receptor binding
Source: RefSeq, a predicted model, not a curated record
AUGGCGCUGCUGCUGCUACUGCUGGGUCCCUCGCUGGCGCUACGCCCUGCGCCGGAUCCCGAGGCGUCACGGGAGAAGCUGUGUGGCGCCCACUUCGUGCGCGCGCUGGUGCGAGUGUGCGGUGGCCCGCGCUGGUCCCUCGAGGCCGGGAAGCCCGCGACCCGCGUUGACCGUGAGAUGCUGAAGUGGCUGGAGGGACCACAUCUCCUCCAUGGGCUGGCGGCCAACAGGGACCUCAUGGUGGCACCUGGCCCACAGCCCUUGCUGCUGUCCUCUCGCCAUCACCACCAGCACCGGAGGGCCACUGCCAACAACCCUGCCCAGCGGUGCUGCAUCAGCGGCUGCACCCAGCAAAACCUGCUAGCCCUCUGCCCACACUGA